UAAACUCUUAAUGAAUUGUAGAUUUUCUUUUCCUCUUCAUUCUUUCACAAGCACCUCGCCUGUGUCAAGAAUCCCAAUGGCUAUCCAUAACUUGUCUGCUUCGCUUCCCACUUUGACUUCAGAUUAUAGAUUGCAACCAUUUUCAGCUCCCAUCUCAGUUUCAACGUUAAAAGGUCGAAAUUCUCAGUGUCGAGUCAAAUGCAUAUCCAUUGUCAAAAAAUCCGAAGAAAAUGUUGCUCGGCGAUAUGCUAACUACCAGUCCACCAUUUGGCACUUCGAGUACAUCCAGUCACUGCAAAGUAAUUAUCUGGGAGAGAGAUAUGCAAGACAAGUCGAUACGCUGAAAGACAAGGUAAGAGUAAUGCUUGAUCAGGAGACAGAUAAACUAAGUCAACUUGAACUGAUUGAUAUGCUGCAAAGGCUUGGAUUAUCUUACCACUUUGAGGAGGAAAUAAAGAGCAUAUUGAAGGGCUUACGUGGUAAUAAUAUUUCUCACACAUGGAAGAGCAGAGAUUUGUACGCCACGGCACUUGAAUUUAGACUUCUAAGGCAACAUGGGUAUUUUGUACCUCAAGAGGCUUUUAAUGUUUUCAAGGACGAGACAGGGAAUUUCAAGAAGAACAUGUCCGAGGAUACCUUGGGAAUGCUUUCAUUAUAUGAAGCUUCAUAUUAUUUAACAAAGGGUGAAAACAUUUUAGAGGAAGCAAGGGAUUUCACAAUCAAAAAUCUCAAAAAAUACAUAGAAGAAAACAAAGACGAAAAUGAAGUUUGUAUAUUAGUGAGGCAUGCCUUGGAGCUUCCAAUCCAUUGGAGGGUUCCACGACUAGAGAGCAGGAGGUUCAUUGAUGUAUAUGAAAGGAGAAAAGAUAUGAACCCUAUUUUGCUUGAGCUUGCCAAAUUAGAUUUCAACGUGGUCCAAUCGACUCACCAGCAAGAUUUGAAACAUGUGUCCGGGUGGUGGAGUAGAAGUCGACUUGGAAAAAAGUUGAGUUUUGCGAGGGACAGGUUGAUGGAGUGUUUCCUAUGGACAGUGGGAAUGGCAUAUGAGCCUCAAUUUGGAUAUUUUAGAAGAAUGACCACCAAGUCUGCUUCACUAAUCACAGUAAUUGAUGAUGUAUAUGAUGUUUAUGGUACUUUAGAAGAACUGGAGCUCUUUACUGAUGCUGUUGAGAGUUGGAAUAUGGAUGCAAUGGACCAGUUGCCAGAUUAUAUGAAGAUAUGUUUUCUUGCCCUUCACAAUUCAGUAAAUGAAAUGGCCUUUGAUGCGCUCAAAGAACAAGGACUUCACAUCAUUAAAUACCUCAAAAAAAGGUGGGCAGAUCUCUGUAAGUGUUAUUUACAAGAGGCAAAGUGGUAUCAUAUUGGGUAUACUCCAACCUUUGAAGAGUACAUGGAGAAUGCAUGGAUUUCAAUAGGAGGUCCUGUUUUGCUGGCCAAUGCCCAUUUGUUUGUUUCAAAUCCCAUUGCACAGGAGGCUUUGCAGUUCUUGGAAGACCACCCCUACAUACUUCGUUGGCCGUCAAUGAUUUUACGACUUGCUGAUGAUUUGGGAACAUCAUCGGAUGAAUUAGAAAGAGGUGAUGUUCCAAAAUCAAUCCAGUGUUAUAUGCACGAAACCGGCACCUCCGAAGAUGAUGCUCGGAAGUACAUCAAAUUUUUUAUGGAUGAAACAUGGAAGAAGAUGAACGAAGAGUUUGGAAAUGAAAAUUGUCCCUUAUCGGGCACUUUUUUCAGAGUGGCAAUGAAUCUUGGUAGAAUGGCCCAAUGCAUGUACCAACAUGGAGAUGGACAUGGUGUGCCAGAUGGAGAAACAAAAGACCGUGUUUUGUUAUUGCUUGUGAAGCCCAUUCCCAUCUAGCAAAACAUAAAAGAGCAGACAUGAAGUGCCUUAUUAUUCUCUUUAAAACCAAAGCUCGGAGGAUUAUGAUUAUUAAUACUAGUAUUGAUCCGUGUGAUACAUGAUAUGUAUAACUAUAAUAGAUAAUUUUGAAAAUCAA
This is a messenger RNA of Ziziphus jujuba (common jujube), 1997 nucleotides long. RefSeq names its product terpene synthase 10-like. The record is from RefSeq and is a predicted model, not a curated record. Gene Ontology annotation, molecular function: magnesium ion binding; terpene synthase activity. The transcript is spliced from 7 exons. Gene Ontology annotation, biological process: diterpenoid biosynthetic process. Bases 11 to 1858 code for a protein of 615 amino acids. NCBI's taxonomy places the organism in Eukaryota, Viridiplantae, Streptophyta, Magnoliopsida, Rosales, Rhamnaceae.